Molecule: messenger RNA, 1743 nt
Organism: Panicum virgatum (switchgrass)
Lineage: Eukaryota; Viridiplantae; Streptophyta; Magnoliopsida; Poales; Poaceae
Product: protein ALTERED XYLOGLUCAN 4-like
Exons: 2
Coding region: 36-1553 (505 amino acids)
Cellular component (GO): Golgi apparatus
Molecular function (GO): O-acetyltransferase activity
Source: RefSeq, a predicted model, not a curated record
UGCAUCCUUCAGACAAAACUGCUGAACAGGCCAGCAUGGCGCCGCUUCCUCCUACCUCCCCUUCCUCGCCCAGCACCACCGCGAGUCCGAGGCUGCUGCACAGCAGCAGCAGCAGCAGCAGCGAGUGGAGCGCCGUGGUGCAGAGGAACGUCAAGUCCUCGCUGCUGCUGCUCCUGGUGCUCUCCACCGUCUUCGUCUUCUCCGUCCUGUACUCGUCGCACGGCUUCGGCUCGACGGCAGCCGAAGAGGUCGUGGAGCUCACGCGGCGCCCCUUGGUGGGGGAUCCUGACGUGAGCACCCGUCUGGUGCCAGGAGAGGAGGAGAGAGCCGAUGAACCAGUCGUCGUCCCUGCCGAGAACAAUGUCAACCAAGAACAGAGCUCGCCUGCAGAGAUCUCCUUGCCAUCUGCGAAUUCCUCAUCACCUCCGACUCCAGGCACAGCUGAACGAACAGGCGAACAAAGUGUCGUCGGAGUACGAGUCGAGGAGAGGUGCGACAUGUCGCUGGGGAAAUGGGUGAGGGAGCCCAGGGGCCCAGUCUACACGAACCUAACGUGCCCGACGCUGCCGGACUUCAAGAACUGCCAGAAGUACGGCAAGGACCCAGGCCACCUGUUCUGGCGGUGGCAGCCCGACGGGUGCGACCUGCCGCGGUUCUCGCCGGAGCGGUUCCUCGCCGUCGUCCGCGGCAAGCGGCUGGCCUUCAUCGGCGACUCGCUGGCGCGCAACCAGAUGGACUCGCUGCUCUGCCUGCUGUCGCAGGCCGAGACGCCCACGGACGUGUACCGCGACGCGCUCGACAGGUUCCGGACGUGGCACUUCCCCGCGCACGACUUCACACUCAUGGCGAUGUGGACGGAGUUCUACGCGCACGCCGUGCCGGUGCUCGACGCCGGCGGCAAGCCGACCGCCUCCUUCGACAUCCACCUGGACAGGCUCAGCGCCAACUGGACCAGCCGCCUGCCGGGGCUGGACUACGCCGUCAUCUCCGGCGGCAACUGGUUCUUCCGCGUCAACUACCUCUGGGAGGGCGGCCGCCGCGUCGGCUGCGUCAACUGCCGCGAGGCCAACCUCACGAACCUCGGCAUCGCCUACGCCGUGCGCCGCGUCGUCAGGGCGGCGCUCGAGGCCAUCGCGCGGUGCCGGGGCUGCAAGCCCGGCCUCGCCACGUUCCUGCGCACGUACACGCCGGACCACUUCGAGCACGGCUCCUGGUUCAGCGGCGGCUACUGCAACCGGACGCGGCCGCUGGAGGAAGGCGAGGUCAGCUCGGGGAGCAUCGGGUGGGAGCUGAGGAGGGCGCAGAUCGAGGAGGUGGCGAGGGCGAGGGAGGCGGCGGCGUCGGCGGCCGGGAGCAGGCGGUUCGGGGUGCUCGACGUGACCAAGGCCAUGAUGCUGCGCGCCGACGGCCACCCGGGCGGGCACUACGACAAGCGGUGGGUGAGGAACGCCAGCGACUGCCUGCACUGGUGCCUGCCAGGGCCCGUCGACAUGUGGAACGAGAUGCUGCUCCAGAGGCUCGCCCAGAUAUCGCCGGCGCCGCUGGUGCGGUGAUGCCAGACACGCAAGGGAACACGUACGUGCUGCUGGUUUCUUCAGGGUACAGUACAGGGUAGUGAAACAUUGUUGUCAGGAAGUUACACUCCCCUUCAAUUUGAGCCGAGAUUUGUGCUCAAGGGUGACGAGUAUAUGGUAUAAGAAAAAAAUCAACUGUUCUAUAAAGUCUUUUGAUAUGAGUUUUUUA